AUGAACCUCGAUACGCGCCGGAGCGUAUUCUGGGUGAGCAAUGUACAUUGCUCAUCCUGUGUGGCAUAUGUCACCGAAGUCCUAUCCGAGAUUCCAAUGGUUCAUGAUAUUGAUGUCUCGAUCCUAACUCACGAGGUGCGGGUCGUCCAUGGGAGUACUGCGCGGCCGGCAGAUCUCGUUGCAGCGCUGAUUCAUGCCGCGUUCGAGGUUUACCAUGCAACAUCCUUCGAUGAGAGAGGGGUAGUCAUCGCCGAUCUCGAUACUGCAUCCUGGAACUCUCGUGCGUCCUUAUUCUCUACGCCGCGCACGUCCUAUUCUAGUAUCUCCUCCAAUUUGAAGGAGCGCUUGCAAACCAGCAGAGAGAAGCGACACCUUGCCAACUGUGAUGCUUGCAGGAAGGAAGAAACUGAGAAUCUUUCUCGCCAUUCCAUUCAUACAGAAACAGAAUGUUUGCCCGAGAAGUCCCCGCAGACUCUAUGGAGACCAAGUGAGAGCCUCGAGCGAGAUCAAGACCAAGACCCAAAGCGUUUGGAAACGCCACCGGGGCAUGCAGUGUACCCCAAUUUGGCUUCGGUUGCCCCCUCUGAAGUUCGCGUUGAGCAUGACCCUUCUCUGCCGCCACAAGUACCCACUGGAUUCAACGAAAACCCCCAAACGCCUUCAUUCAAUUUGGACGAGUUUACUGCGCGAGUAAGCAUUGGGGGUAUGAGCUGUGCAUCCUGUGUCAACAGCAUCACUGGCGAAGUGCAGCAGCUUGAAUUCGUCACAAAUAUCACGGUCAAUCUUCUCACUAACAGCGCCACACUGCGCUACACUGGUCCUCGAGAAAACAUUGACAAAGUAGUUGAACAAAUCGAAGAGACUGGAUUUGAAGCCUCACUUGACGAAGUUCACCCGGUUCACAAGGCUGCUAGUCCUCAGCCAACCCCGACAAACUAUGCCAGCGAAAUUGCGAUAACUGGCAUGACCUGUGGAUCUUGUGUCGGGGCAGUCACACGAGGACUGGAAGAGCUAAAUUUCGUCCAAGAUGUUUCAAUAAGCCUACUCUCGCAUAGCGGGCGAAUCGAGUUCAGCGGGAGGGACAACCUCGACAAGAUUGUGGAGAAGAUUGAAGACCUGGGAUACGAUGCCGCCGUCAAUAGUGUUCAUCCGUUGAUCGGAAGCAACAGCACUCCUGACCCGGUCCAAACAAGAACAGUAUCCAUUCGUGUAGAUGGGAUGUUCUGUCAUCACUGCCCGGAAAAGGUCCUGGGGACCCUCAAGUCGCUCCCGGACAUGAUCGUCGAGGAGCCGCUGUCUGAGAAGAACCCUGUCAUCAAAGUCACAUACAUACCCCAACAACCUAAUCUCACCAUUCGUUCGGUACUGUCGACCAUCAACGCGACAAAUGACUCUUUCCGCGCCAGCAUCUACCAUCCACCCAGCAUCGAAGACCGCUCGCGGCAAAUACAGCUGCAUGAACGACGCCGGCUGCUAUCGCGGUUACUAUUUGUCUUUGCUGCAACAAUUCCCACGUUUAUAAUUGGUAUCGUGUUCAUGUCACUCGUUUCUUCUGACAACCCGAUUCGAAUGUUUUUGGAGCAGACCAUGUGGUCCGGCAGCGUGACUCGCAUCGAAUGGGCACUGUUCAUCAUGUCGACGCCGGUGAUGCUCUACGGCACCGAUGUGUUCCAUGUUCGCGCCAUGAAAGAGAUUUAUGCCCUGUGGCGGCCUGGGAGUCGGGUGCCCAUUUUGCGAAGAUUCUAUCGUUUUGGCAGCAUGAAUCUUCUGAUCUCGGCAGGAACCUCGGUAGCCUAUAUUUCAUCAUUGGCUGUGCUCAUCGCCGAUGCUGUUGUGGGUACCAAGUCCAGUGCGCACAGCACUACUUACUUCGACUCGGUUGUCUUUUUGACUCUGUUCAUUCUCGCUGGCCGGUUCCUAGAAGCGUACAGUAAAGCCCGAACCGGUGAUGCAGUUACAUCGCUGGGAAAGCUUCGGCCUUCCGAGGCGUUGUUGGUUGACAACGCAAAUGCCUUGGAUGGCAGUGCGUCCGAGAACACCGGGGCCGAGGGAUUAAAACGAACCCCUGUUGACCUUCUGGAGAUUGGUGAUGUUGUCAGCAUUCCUCAUGGAGCAUCGCCUCCUGCGGACGGCGUGGUGGUAGAUAGCGCCUCUUGCCAAUUUGAUGAAAGCUCUUUGACUGGAGAGUCGAAACCGGUCAAGAAAAUUGCGGGAGACCAAGUCUACACUGGCUCUGUCAAUGCUGGCCAGCCAGUGCAGAUCCGGAUUACCGACCUCGGAGGAUCAUCCAUGCUUGAUCGGAUUAUCGCCGUGGUGCGCGAGGGACAGAGCAAGCGUGCGCCUCUCGAACGAAUCGCCGAUCUGCUCACGUCGCAUUUCGUUCCGGCGAUUACUUUUGUUGCUAUUAUCACUUUCAUCAUCUGGCUUGCCCUUGGACACUCGGGUAUGCUUCCGGCUGAAUAUCUCGACGUUGCACACGGUGGUUGGACCUUUUGGAGUUUGGAGUUUGCGAUUGCAGUGUUUGUAGUGGCUUGUCCCUGCGGCGUAGCCCUCGCUGCUCCGACGGCCCUGUUUGUUGGAGGAGGUCUUGCCGCGAAGCAUGGCAUCUUGGUCAAAGGGGGCGGUGAAGCCUUUCAAGAAGCGAGCCGCCUUGAUGCCAUCGUUUUUGAUAAGACGGGUACGUUGACCGAAGGAGGAAGCCUGAAGGUUUCCGAGCACGAGGUCUUGACGAAAGCCCCCGAGCUCGAGAAGGUCGCAUGGGCUCUCGCCCUGAAGAUGGAAGAGAGAAGCAAUCACCCCAUCGCACAAGCAAUUUCUGGAUUCUGCAAAUCACAGCAGCAAUCCGUUCCAGUCCUUUCUUCAGACAUUCACGAGAUUUCCGGACACGGCAUGAGGGGAACGUUCACCGUGUCUGGGAACAGCUCCGAGAGCGAGCAAUACGAAGCCGCUAUUGGCAACGAGCGCCUUCUCCACAGCCUUUUGUCCACUGAAACGGACACAUACUUUGUUUCCAACCUUCUUUCGAAAUUCCAGUCCUCGGGAAAAUCAACUGCAAUACUUUCAUUACGCCAUAUUGACCCGCAAUCCCCCGAACCAUCUCAAUUCUUGCCUGUCAUUGUUUUUGCUACCUCGGACACGAUUAGAUCAGAGGCCAUCGAGGUUAUCUCGCAGCUCCAGAAGCGCCAUGUCGAUGUCUUCAUGUGCACGGGCGACAACCAAAAAACCGCUCAUGCUGUCGCAGAUAUGCUGGGUAUUGCUCGGUCAAACGUCAUGGCCAACGUUCUCCCCGGCGAGAAAGCCAGCUUUGUGCGCCAAGUCCAGGAAGCAACCUCCAGUUCAGAAGAUAAGCGAACAACACAUCGUCAGUCCACAAAACGUCCAAUCGUCGCCUUUGUCGGCGAUGGCGUGAAUGACUCCCCAGCUCUGGCAGCUGCGGAUGUAAGUAUCGCCAUGGCCUCCGGCUCCGACGUAGCCAUCAACUCGGCCAGCUUCAUCCUCCUCAACUCCGACCUCUCCACUAUCCUGCAACUGGUCCUGCUCAGCCGGCGCGUGUUCAAUCGCGUCCGCAUGAAUUUCGGCUGGGCCGUCGUGUACAACCUCUGUUUGGUGCCCGUGGCAGCCGGCGUCUUCUAUCCUAUUGUCAGUGACCACCACCAGAAAACGGUUGGUGGCGAAAUGGUCACAGUCAAUGAGCAUUGGAGGCUGAGUCCCGUAUGGGCAGCGCUGGCAAUGGCGCUGAGUAGCAUCUCAGUUGUCUUGAGUAGUCUGGCGCUCAGGGUUGAUCGAGAGAGCAUCGUGAAGAUGGUGCGGCUGGGGAAAUAA
Molecule: messenger RNA, 3822 nt
Organism: Penicillium alfredii
Lineage: Eukaryota; Fungi; Ascomycota; Eurotiomycetes; Eurotiales; Aspergillaceae
Product: putative copper resistance-associated P-type ATPase
Exons: 1
Coding region: 1-3822 (1273 amino acids)
Biological process (GO): monoatomic cation transport; copper ion homeostasis
Cellular component (GO): membrane
Molecular function (GO): ATP binding; ATP hydrolysis activity; copper ion binding
Source: RefSeq, a predicted model, not a curated record